Molecule: messenger RNA, 1718 nt
Organism: Alosa alosa (allis shad)
Lineage: Eukaryota; Metazoa; Chordata; Actinopteri; Clupeiformes; Clupeidae
Gene: mecr
Product: mitochondrial trans-2-enoyl-CoA reductase
Exons: 10
Coding region: 112-1320 (402 amino acids)
Biological process (GO): fatty acid metabolic process
Cellular component (GO): mitochondrion
Molecular function (GO): trans-2-enoyl-CoA reductase (NADPH) activity
Source: RefSeq, a predicted model, not a curated record
UAAAAACAAACAUGGCUGCGCUGUGAACCUGACUCGUAUGUUCAGUUGACAGCUACUUUUCAAUUUUGUUUUCAGAUGACAACUGUAUUAUAAGCCCGUCACUAAAGUAAAAUGAAAGUGGCAAAUGUGUCAUGUUUUGCUUUCAAAUUCAUUCGCCUACAUAAGCGCGAAUUAUGUCGAGCAAGGACAGUAGGUCAGUGCAGUGCAACAACAACCCAGUUCCAACAGGACAGCCUGCCCGUUCACCCCUCUCCAUUUAACAGAUGUUUAGGCCACAAACUCCACAGGAGAUAUUCAACCGAGUCAUCUGUCAAAGACUGCAGGGGAUUGAUAUAUAAAAAACACGGAGACCCUUCACAAGUUCUACAAUUGGAGCCUUUGGAACUGCCCCAUGUGGGCGCCAAGAGCGUGCUGGUGAAAAUGCUUGCAGCUCCCAUCAACCCUUCAGACAUAAACAUGAUCCAAGGUACUUAUGCCAUCCUGCCUGACUUGCCUGCAAUAGGUGGCAAUGAGGGGGUGGGCCAGGUGACUGAAGUGGGCAGUCAGGUGACAAAACUAAAAGUCGGCGACUGGGUUAUAUCCAGAGACGCUGGCCUUGGCACAUGGCGGUCAGCAGCAGUGUGGAAAGAGGAGGACCUGGUCACACUGCCCAGCGACAUUCCCCUGCUGGCAGCAGCGACACUAGGGGUGAACCCCUGCACUGCCAUCAGGAUGCUCUCAGACUUUGAGGCAUUAAAGCCAGGAGACUCAGUCAUCCAGAAUGCAGCCAACAGUGGCGUGGGCCAGGCAGUUAUCCAGAUAGCCGCAGCCAGAGGACUUCACACCAUCAAUGUGGUCAGAGACAGACCAAACCUCCAGCAGCUCACAGACAGGCUGAAGGCCAUGGGAGCCACUCACGUCAUCAAAGAAGAGACACUCAGACGCCCAGAGAUGAAGGAGCUUUUUAAGAUGUGUCCGCGGCCGAGACUGGCCCUUAAUGGUGUAGGGGGGAAAAGCGCCACAGAGCUACUGCGUCACCUACAGAAUGGAGGGACCAUGGUGACUUAUGGGGGAAUGGCUAAGCAGCCAGUCACUGUGCCUGUGAGUGCUCUAAUCUUUAAGGAUGUGAAAAUACGAGGCUUUUGGGUCACCCAGUGGAAAAGGAAUUAUAGUCAAGAUGAGGGGGCCAUGCGAGCCAUGCUGGAUGAGCUCUGCUCUCUAAUCCGUGCUGGGAAACUGUCUGCCCCAGCCUGCGCAGAGCAUAGCCUACAGGACUUCCACAAAGCCCUGGACGCGGCCAUGCAGCCCUACACGUCUGCCAAGCAGGUCCUGGUCAUGUGAUCAAACUCCUCUGGACAGCUGAGUACUUGUUGGUCUGUUUAUUUGCUUGUGACCAAAUGUGGUGGUUCAUGUCAAGUUCAUGGGCUCAUGGGUUCAUGGGCUCUGUUCAGUGUGGCCUCUCUCAACUUUUCAAUGUUACUCAAGCAGUCAUGUAAUAAAGGGGUAUAAACGUCCAACGUCCAGCUUGCUAUCAGUAAGUUGGCACUAACAUGCCGAGGGAAUUCAGCCCUAUACUUACAUUGGAAGACAAUAUGAAACAAUUGCAAUGUUGCUUGAACAUACCACGCCCCCCUCAUCAAUGCUUUUGUCACACAAUAAAUGGCUUAGUAAACAUUUAUGGCAUUUAUUGAAGAGACAUAAUAAAAGAGGUAAUAAAGCAUAUUUUUAUUUGUAUCAGA